Mobula hypostoma (lesser devil ray) is the source of this 3401-nucleotide messenger RNA. It is a transcript of the gene mafaa, whose product is annotated as MAF bZIP transcription factor Aa. The record is from RefSeq and is a predicted model, not a curated record. NCBI's taxonomy places the organism in Eukaryota, Metazoa, Chordata, Chondrichthyes, Myliobatiformes, Myliobatidae. Gene Ontology annotation, cellular component: nucleus. The transcript is spliced from 2 exons. Gene Ontology annotation, biological process: regulation of transcription by RNA polymerase II. Gene Ontology annotation, molecular function: DNA-binding transcription factor activity, RNA polymerase II-specific; RNA polymerase II cis-regulatory region sequence-specific DNA binding. Bases 451 to 1311 code for a protein of 286 amino acids.
GUGUAUAAUCGUGCAAAAGCUCUAAUUGACACUUCCCAUUUAAUGCGCGUCCACAGUGGGAGAUAAAUUAUUUAUUUAUUUGUGUAAGCGGCACAUUUGAUCCACUCCGCACGGAUGCAAGCACUCCUCUGCCCUUUUAUGAGAGAGAAAGAGACACCAACAGUUCACCUUUGAGACUUCGACUGGAUCAUUACCCGCGCGCUCUAUUGAAACUUUUUCUCUGACAAGCAGGACAAGAGAUUUGCAGAAAAGAAACUUUGCAAUCGGAGAGCGAGGAAAAGCAAUAGGAAAAGAAACUGGAAGGCGUUUAACUGGAGAGAUUAUUUUCAAGACUGGCACGGGUUGUUUGCUCCAUCCCAGAACUGGAUCGCGGCCCCUUCCCUGCUUCUCUCUGCAACUUGUCGGCGUGGUCAAUUUCCCCCUUCCCUCGCCCAAAUAUAUGAAGUUGCAAUGGCCUCGGACCUCGGCAUGAACGCGGACUUGCCCACCAGCCCCCUGGCCAUCGAGUACGUGAACGACUUCGAUCUGAUGAAGUUCGAGGUGAAGAAGGAACCCCCCGAAGCCGAGCGCUACUGCAACCGCCUGCCGGGCUCGCUGUCCUCCACGCCGAUCAGUACCCCGUGCAGCUCGGUGCCGUCCUCGCCCAGCCUGUGCGCCGCCAGCCCGGGGAGCAGUAGCAGCAACAAGGCUCACCAGCUGGAGGAUCUCUACUGGAUCAGCAACUACCAGCAUCACCUCAACCCGGAGGCACUGAACCUCACCCCCGAGGACGCCGUGGAGGCUCUGAUUGGGAGCUCGCAGACCCACCAGCACCACCACCACCACUUCGAAGCGUACAGGGCGCAGCAGUACCCCGGGGAGGAACUGCCUGUCAACGGCCACCACCAGCACCAGGCGCCGCCGCACCACCACCACCACCAUCACCACCACCACCACCUCCGCCUGGAGGAUCGCUUCUCGGACGACCAGCUGGUCAGCAUGUCGGUGAGGGAGCUCAAUAGGCAGCUCCGGGGCUUCAGCAAGGAGGAGGUCAUCCGCCUGAAGCAGAAGAGGAGGACCUUGAAGAACCGGGGCUACGCUCAGUCUUGCAGGUACAAACGGGUCCAGCAACGGCACAUGCUGGAGAGCGAGAAGUCACUCCUCCAGCAGCAGGUGGACCAGCUAAAGCAGGAGGUGGCCAGGUUGGCCAAAGAGAGGGACAUCUACAAGGAGAAGUAUGAGAAGAUGGCGAGCAGGAGCUACAGAGAGCAAGGCUCGGCCGCUUCCAACCCUGGCAAGAACAAUUCCUCUUCCAGCGAGUUCUUCCUGUGAGUUGUACUGCACCUGAACUUACGAAGGGCAAGAGGGGUGGGUAGGGGAAAGAUGCUUCUGAUGUGACUUCAAAUUAGUGUACAGAACCUUUGCAGCAGAGAAAGCGGAAAAGGCUGUAAAUAAUUUGAGAAGGACACACGCGGGACUUACUCUGCAGAUGCUUUGAGAAUUUAUUUGAUUCAAGGAAACAUUACCGACUCGUUUCGGAAGACUGCAGUUCUGGCAAAGAAAAUUUUAAAAGUGCUGAUGUAAUGGUCUAUUUAAAAGGGAAAUGAACGAAAAAAAAACCUACAAUUUCAUUAGAGGAAAAAAUGAGAAAUAUAUUUAGAAAGUAAAUGAACUUCACAGGUACAAAGUAGACUUUGAACCAGAAGAGAAAAUAGUUUCAAACAAAUAUGGACUUUAAAAAAUCCUGCAUGCUGGACAUGUAUGGCGUUUAAAGUACUCUCUCUUUUUUGGUACCCAGCCCUAUUGGGAUGGGAGAAAUACGCAUGGCCCCUGGCUUUAAUUUUACUUUUCUUCAUUUUUCAAGCAUCAUUGGAAAGCAACAAGAGGGUUAAAAUAGCUGCAUUCUGGAAUAACCUCUGUAAUAUAUUGGCAAUGUCCUGUAAUAACAUAGGGAGAAUAAUGGGAGGGAAGACUUUGUAAGUCUUCUUUCUUCUAUGGUUUAGAUUGGUUGAGUGCAGCUGGUGUUUCGUUUUGCGGUUUCACUUUUUCAUUAAAAAGAACUUUAAAAUAUGGGAGUAAAAUUAAAUGACUUGAAUAUUUAACUGUAUUGGAAUUGUACAUAGAAUGUUUUAGGUAUCUGCCUUUUUCUCCUUUUUUGAGCCUAUAUUUUGCUUGAUCAAGUCUUAAAAGAACUUUAUAAUUAAGAGCAUGCAGAUAAUGUAAAGAAGUAAAAAUGGAGCUCAUUUAAUAAUGUAGACAAAAAACUACUGCACUAUCAGAAGCCGAAUUUGUUUUAUAAAUAAGGCUUAUGUUUUUUUUUAAAUGCUGUUUUUAACUUAUUAUAAUUACUGACCUGAUUGCUGUUUCACUCUUGGGUUGGAAAAAUAAAAAGAGGGAGGUGAAAUGUGAGGAUAUUGCUCAGGAUUCAAUGCCAGUGUUGAGCUUUGAUUUUAAUCAGUCAGGAUUAUCUAAUUCUCAUUAAUAUGGAGCAAUGAUCUUUGUAGAAGAUUACUUAUCUCUGUGGCAGGUAACAUAAUAGGAAGGAUCAUUGUCCUUAACCCACACCCUUCCAAGAAAAAGAUUGAUGCUGGUGCCAUAUUGGAAAGUGUGUCACUCCUGCAUUUACUGGAAAUCGGGAAAAUAGGUAGUUAUGGUAAGUUAUAUAAUGGGGAAACUUGAAUUAUUUGAACUCUGGAGCUGCUGUGGAAAUUUCUAGACUAAUUCCUAAUUUAUUUGAACACAAAUUCAGUUUCAAAUUCUGACUUUUUUACACCAAACCAAAAGAUCCCAAUAUUUUAUAUCCAAAUGUCUCAUUAAAAGUUUCUUAGUGUAGUUUUGAAAAUACAGUAAAAUUAAUUAAGGUUCCUCCCUUUGCCCUAGCCACCCACACUCUUUGACUUUGCAACUUCCAUUGGGUGAGGGGGAGGGUUGAAAAAGGCAAAUGGACCAGCUUUCAAUGAGAAGAUUCUAGAAUACGUAUUGUUUGUUUGUUUGGGGUGGGGUGGGAAGAAGAGGAGACUGAUGGGAACUGAUAACAACGGGUGAUUUGAAGUCAUUCCAAAAAAGAGUGAAAGCCAGUGAGGCAGGUGCAGUACUGUAAAUUGCAGUUAUUUAUAUUUAUAGAUUCUUUAAAAGUUCAAAACUUUUGUCAAUGGAAUAUUUCAAUGUAAAUAUUAUUUUCUUUUCUGGCAAAGGGAGUGAGAUUCCAUUUUUUUUCGAUUGCUGCUGCAUGUUCACUCUGUUUUUGAAUGACACCAAAAAAUGACUUAACAGCUUCAUUGUAUCGCUACAUUUCUGUAAAAGGACAAAAGUAGCACAGUAGGUGCCAGAUUUGUAAAACCUGCAGUAGAUUUUUUUCUACUCCCUUAUUACUGUUUGCCUAUGCUUGCAACAAAUUCGGGAAAAUGAAGAGCUGAAUUGCA